Messenger RNA from Coffea eugenioides, 573 nucleotides. Its product is annotated as GDSL esterase/lipase At5g03980-like. Gene Ontology annotation, molecular function: hydrolase activity, acting on ester bonds. The transcript is spliced from 2 exons. Lineage: Eukaryota; Viridiplantae; Streptophyta; Magnoliopsida; Gentianales; Rubiaceae. The coding region runs from base 1 to 573 and encodes 190 amino acids. The record is from RefSeq and is a predicted model, not a curated record.
AUGGUGGGUGAAAUCGGCGGCAACGAUUAUAAUUAUACAUUCCUUCAAUACUUUGAUGAGGCUAGAGAUACGCUUAGGAUUCAAGACUUGGUACCUCUAGUUGUUGCCAAAAUUAAGCAUGCUGUUGAGAAAGUUAUUAGUUUUGGAGCAAGGACAAUAGUGGUUCCUGGAAACUUUCCGAUGGGUUGUCUGCCAAUUUAUCUUACAAAGUUUGGGCUAGAAAGUGAAGUAGACGAGUUCGACCAGAAUCAUUGCAUAUGGCUGUUAAACAGCUUUGCAACUUUCCACAAUGAUCACCUAAAGAAGGCGAUUGCCAAGCUGCAAGAAGAGUACCCACAUCUUCUCAAACUAGGUGAACCUAAAGGUUUCGAGCUACACAAAGCUUGUUGUGGAGUUGGAUGGCUGUACAACUUCAAUCAGACACGGAUGUGUGGAUUUCCAGGUGUUACGACUUGCCCUGAUCCCGAAAGAUACAUCAGCUGGGAUGGAAUUCAUUUAACACAGGAGGCUUACCGCAUGACAGUGGAUUGGUUGCAAGCUGAUCUUUUCUGGAAAUUGCGCUGCCAUCAUUGA